Blastomyces gilchristii SLH14081 is the source of this 546-nucleotide messenger RNA. Its product is annotated as tryptophanyl-tRNA synthetase. Gene Ontology annotation, molecular function: ATP binding; tryptophan-tRNA ligase activity. The transcript has 4 exons. NCBI's taxonomy places the organism in Eukaryota, Fungi, Ascomycota, Eurotiomycetes, Onygenales, Ajellomycetaceae. Gene Ontology annotation, cellular component: cytoplasm. Gene Ontology annotation, biological process: tryptophanyl-tRNA aminoacylation. The coding region runs from base 1 to 546 and encodes 181 amino acids. The record is from RefSeq and is a predicted model, not a curated record.
AUGGCUACCCCGCCUCCUGGUGCAGCGGAGGUCGUAGUCCCCGUACACGAUGGUGAGAAGAAAGGGGCCACCGAGCAGCAGAUCGACCCUUGGAAUGUUGAAGCUGGGCAUGACGCUCAAGGAAAUGCUCUUGCUAUUGACUAUCUUGCGCUUUCGCAGAAAUGGGCGACCAAGUUAAUAGAUGACGAGCUCCUCCAACGCUUCGAGCGUCUUACUGGCCACAAACCCCAUCGCUGGCUGAGGCGCGGCCUUUUCUUUUCUCAUCGCGAUUUCGACAAUAUCCUCAAUAAAUACGAGCGGGGGGAGCCUUUCUUCAUGUAUACGGGGAGAGGCCCUUCAACGGAUGCGCUACAUUUGGGUCAUACGAUCCCUUUCUCGUUCACAAAAUGGCUACAGGAUGUAUUUGAUGUUCCAUUGGUGAUUAUGCUUACAGGUGAGCAGCUCAAAGACGACGAAAAGGCCCUUUUUAAGGACAAUCUCACAUUCGAAGAUACAUAUAAGUUCGGGUUGCAGAACGCGAAGGAUAUCAUCGCUUGCGGGUUUUGA